UCGGUGCGGCCGGCGCUGGAGGUGGGAGACCGCGUCGAGGUCAGCGUCGGUCUCGUUCUGGCGCAGCUCAUCAGCCUGAACGAGAAGGAUGAAGAGAUGAGCACAAAGGUGUACUUGGACCUGGAGUGGACGGACUACAGGCUGAGCUGGGACCCCGCGGAGCACGACGGCAUCGACCUGCUGCGCGUCACCGCGGCGUCCGUAUGGCUGCCGGACGUGGUGCUGCUGAACAACAACGACGGCAACUUCGACGUCGCUCUGGACAUUGACGUCGUGGUGUCGCCCGACGGCUCCGUGCGCUGGCAGCCCCCAGGCAUCUACCGCAGCAGCUGCAGCAUCCAGGUCACCUACUUCCCCUUCGACUGGCAGAACUGCACCAUGGUGUUCAGUUCCUACAGCUACGACAGCUCCGAGGUCAGCCUGCACACGGGCCUGGGCCCUGACGGGCAGGAGCGGCAGGAAAUCUACAUUCACGAAGGGACCUUCAUUGAGAAUGGGCAGUGGGAGAUCAUCCACAAGCCCUCCCGGCUGAUUCAGCUUCCUGGGGACCCCAAGGGAGGGAGGGAAGGCCAGCGCCAGGAGGUCGUCUUCUACCUCAUCAUCCGCCGGAAGCCUCUCUUCUAUCUGGUCAACGUCAUUGCCCCGUGCAUCCUCAUCACCGUCCUGGCCAUCUUUGUCUUCUACCUGCCGCCAGACGCAGGAGAGAAGAUGGGGCUGUCGAUCUUUGCCCUGCUGACCCUUACCGUGUUCCUGCUGCUGCUGGCCGACAAAGUGCCUGAGACCUCCCUCUCGGUCCCCAUCAUUAUCAAGUACCUCAUGUUCACCAUGAUCCUCGUUACCUUCUCCGUCAUCCUUAGUGUCGUGGUCCUCAACCUGCACCACCGUUCACCUCACACCCACCAAAUGCCCCUCUGGGUCCGUCAGAUCUUCAUCCACAAGCUCCCUCUCUGUCUGGGUCUGAAGAGGCCCAAACCUGAGAGAGACCAGAUGCCGGAGCCCCCUCAUUCUUCUCCUCCAGGAAUUGGCUGGGGUCGGGGAACAGAUGAAUAUUUCAUCCGGAAGCCACCGAAUGAUUUUCUCUUCCCUAAACCCAACAGGUUCCAGCCUGAACAGACAGCUGCCUUGGACCUACGGCGAUUUAUCGACGGUCCCAACCGGACUGUGGGCCUGCCUCCCGAGCUGCGGGACGUGGUUUCCUCCAUCAGCUACAUCGCUCGCCAGCUGCAGGAACAGGAGGACCACGACGCGCUGAAGGAGGAUUGGCAGUUUGUGGCCAUGGUAGUGGACCGCCUCUUCCUGUGGACCUUCAUCAUCUUCACAAGCGUGGGGACCCUGGUCAUCUUCCUGGACGCCACCUACCACUUGCCCCCGGCCGACCCCUUUCCUUGAGGACGGCUGAGCCGAGUUCGGUGGUUCUCUCCAGCGCCGCCAUCCUCUGCCUCCAGGUUCCCCUGCUUCGGAGGGAGCUGGGGUGGGUCUGAGGGCUGGGCAGUGGGCUGCUUUAGUCUUUGGGUUCUUUGGGAAAUCAGCAAGUAGAACAAAGAACAAGAACUAGAUUGUAAGCCUCGUGAGGGCAAGAAAUGUGUCUUGUUCACCGCAAUAUGCCCAGCAUCAGGUCCUGACCAAGUGCUUACAACUUGUUGAAUGAAUAGGAGGGAAAAUUCUAGAAGGAAAUACACCCGUCAGUAUUUUUUACGUUUGCAUGUUGGGACUGUUGGUCAUUUUGUUGUUGUUAUUGUUUUAAGCUUUUCUGUAAUGUAUUUUGUUUUGUAAUGAAUAUUGUCUUUAGGAUGAAAAAAAUAUUUUUAAAAGGGGUGGGGGGAACAUUUAAAAGACCUCUAUUAAAGUUCCAGCUUUGAUGCAAGACCCUGGGCAACCCACUAAACUUUGUACCUGUAAAACGAGCUAAAUAAUAGUGUAUGCUUCGGGGGGCUGCCCGAGGCUCGUAUGAGAUGAAAACAAAAGCAGAUUCAGUAUAUAGCAGAGGUUGCAAACUGGUGUGUUUUGUUUGGUCCAUGUUGUUGGCCUGCACAUUUUAAAAUCUGGAUAUUUCACAAAGAAAUUUAGAUUUCUGGCUUCUCUUGAAAAGAUUUGUUUUAAAACUAUAAUAAAAUUGGCAUGGGCAUUGUGCUAUAAGAGGUUAAGUUGCUGCUUGGGGUGCCUGCAUCCCAUAUCAGAGUGCCUGGGAUUGAGCCCUGCCUUUACUUCCAAUCCAGCUCCCUGCUAAUGCACACCUUGGGAGGCAGCAGAUGAUGGUUCAAGUACUUGGGCCCCUGACACCCACAUGGGAGACCCAGAUGGAAUUUCUGGCUCCUGGCUUAUGGCCUGGCCCAGUCUUGGCUCUUGUAUUUGGGCAGUGAACCACCACUUGGAAGAUUUUUGUCUUUCUUAUAGUUCUACCUUUCAAAAGAAGAAAAAAAAGAUAUAUAGUGUUGCUUGGCCUGGGUCCCCUGUUGGAAGCCACUUACUAGAGCUGGCUAAUGGGUGCUCACUCUGGUCAGGGCCCCCGCUUUCGGUGCCCGCAUCCCAUAUCAGAGUGCUGGUUUGAGUCCCAUAUGCUCUGCUUCCGCUCCAGCUUCCUGCUAGUGCGUCCUGGGAGGCAGUGGAUGAUGGCUCAAGUGCCUGCCACCCCUGUGGGAGACCUGGGUAGAGCUCUGGGCUCCUGGCUUUGACCUGAUCCAGCCCUGGCUAUUGCAGGCAUGUGAACCAUGGAUAGAAGUUUCUCUGUCUCUCGCAUUCUGCCUUUUAAGUAGAUAGAACAUAAAAAUAUAAA
Lepus europaeus (European hare) is the source of this 2773-nucleotide messenger RNA. It is a transcript of the gene CHRNB1, whose product is annotated as cholinergic receptor nicotinic beta 1 subunit. Gene Ontology annotation, biological process: nervous system process; monoatomic ion transmembrane transport; regulation of membrane potential. Gene Ontology annotation, molecular function: acetylcholine-gated monoatomic cation-selective channel activity; transmembrane signaling receptor activity. The coding region runs from base 97 to 1389 and encodes 430 amino acids. Gene Ontology annotation, cellular component: neuron projection; synapse; postsynaptic membrane. The record is from RefSeq and is a predicted model, not a curated record. The transcript has 10 exons. NCBI's taxonomy places the organism in Eukaryota, Metazoa, Chordata, Mammalia, Lagomorpha, Leporidae.